Messenger RNA from Angiostrongylus costaricensis, 184 nucleotides. NCBI's taxonomy places the organism in Eukaryota, Metazoa, Nematoda, Chromadorea, Rhabditida, Metastrongylidae. The record is from the annotation of a GenBank genome assembly.
AUGGUCACAAGAAGAGCCACGAAACGCUGGAGCAUGGUCCUUCAUCAGACCGCGAUUCGAAAAUUCUUUAGGAAUUUCUCCAGUAUACGCCGGCAGACCGGAACUCGCUUGGACCGCGACGGCAAUCGGUGAACAUCACGCAAAAGAAGAAGAAGAAGUUAUCAGAAAAACUUUUGAAAUAUAG